ACAUCAUCUGACCAACGUGUUCCGUAUUUCUAGAAACCAUAACGGUUUAGUUUUGGCGGUAUUUUGAGCUGGGAGUGUUGUGUCGUUCAAGUGUGAUUGGUGCUUUCCUGCUUUCGAAGUAUUCGUAAACUUACGUAAAUAUAAUUUAAUUUUUGAAAUGUCGAAAAACAUUAUUUUUUCGUCGAUGCAUCGCGUUACUCGAUUUUAAAGUUUUCAUUUUUAUUUUUCGAGUAUAUUUUUCGUGAAUUUAUUUCAAUUUUAUAGUGAAUGUGAUCUUGUGACUUUUGCGGUGAUUGAUGAGUUUGGCAUUUGGAAAAAUAAACUGAACAGGAAUUGCAUCCGAAGUCGACAUGUUGGUUGUUAAUGGAGUAAACGAAUGUUUAGAUAUGUAGUUUUUCCGAUGCUUUUCUUGAGCGCAGAAAUCCUCGAAACAGACUGAACUGCAUAGCACCUAAGUAGGUUCGGGCAAGACCAGUAUAUCCUAAUUUCGGCACCACCGUGUUCAUAAAAACAGGAUUCAGAGUGUAGGUUAGGUCAACGUUGAAUUCAAUAAUAUCGAAGAUCCACCACCUGUAUUCACGUUAUCACACCGAUCAAAACAGCAUCGCUGGUUCAGUUUUAUUAGCCUUAUUGCUAUCAAUGACUACUACAUAAAUUUAUUCGAUACCGGGUGAUGAAUUGUGCGGAUAUACAAGAAAAACACACAUUAAUGCGAAUUCAAUUGUAAUUCGUAGUCAUUUUUUUCCUCUUACGUAAAUUAAUUGAUAGAAAUUUUUUACGCAGUCAUUAGUCAACAUGUCUACAAUGCAAGUAGCUAAAAGACAACAUUGUUAUUUGUGCGAUUUGCCGCGUAUGCCUUGGGCAAUGAUACACGAUUUUUCGGAACCCGUGUGCCGCGGAUGCGUUAAUUACGAAGGAGCCGAUCGCAUAGAAAUUGUAUUAGAUACGGCCAGACAGAUGAAACGGGCUCACGGAUUCCAAGAGAGUCGUAGCGCCUCGGUGAAUUCGGCGAAUAACGGUACGCUGGCUGCGACGCAUCAUCACGCUUCUGUCUCAAAAUCAUCGGCGAUGCAUCGGUCGUCCGUUGCUCACGAUACUUCGCAUCAAAACGGCGUAACUUUCAUAAAAAACGAAAGCUUGGAAGUCGUAGGACUUCCGCCGACUGCCCACGUGUCCAACAGGCAAAGCCAGCAACCAGGACCACCGCCGCCGGGCUCCGCCAUGCACGCUAGCUACGCUACUUUGCAUCAUUCCCGUACUAAUUUAUUGAGCGAUUACUCCGCAGCAACCCAACAGCCUCAAACUAGAACAUCUCAGAAUCAAUUAUCGCGUAAUUUACAAGCGUCUUCGGAAUCCGAACACGAGAUGAUUUCCGGUAUACAAAGAGCAUCGGUAAGAUUGCCGAGUAAUGCGCAUUUAACAGCUGCCUCCGUAGUUCCUCAUCAUGUACCUCAGAAUCAUAAUGUUCGCACGACGCCGAUGGCUCAGCAAUCACUCGGCCUCAAACGUGGCUUAGCAGCUCCUAUCGAAGAAGAAGAUAACCAUCAUCCUCAACACCAUUCGCACAAUAACGGAGACGCACCGGCUACCAAGAGAAUGUUAGCUGUUGAAGAAUCGCAAAAUCAGGCUCAACAUUCCAAUACCAAUAAUACCUCUAGACCUCCUUUGAAUCGCGGAGAUUCGUUGCCCGCCGUCAGCAUUGCUGUACCGUUUACGCCUGAAAGGCCACCUUUCAAAACAGAAGCUAAACAUCCUCUACGUACAUCGUCGUUUGAUACUGCGGCUACGUUUAAAAAUAAUGGUUAUCCCGGUCAACCACUCUCGAAUGGUACGGGUUCAAGCUCUCCUCUCGGCGGCGCAAGAACCAAUUCGCCCCAAGAAACUACGCAGCAAAUUCCUCAAGGAGGCAGUAGUCAGAGUCCAAUGGCUGCUUUGAUAUCUGUCGCCGAUAAUAUACCGCCCGGCUCGCCCAGAAGUGCUGGUGGAAGCCCUCCCAGCUCUGCAAUACCUCGUUCAGCAUCUCGAGGCUCUCUGCACUCUCCUAAUUCUUCAGGUUCUUCCAGUGGCCGAAGGUCAUCCGGAAGCAGACACGUUAGUUCAACGACAGUCAGCUCCAGCGAAGCUGUAGCAAACGGUGUUCCAGAACCUGGUGUGGGCAACGGUUCUGGUCAGGAGUCAAAUAGUAAUCAAACGCCGCCCGCCGCCGCCACUGCUCCGGCUGCCGCUACAACUCUCAAAUGUACCCUUUGCCAAGAACGACUCGAAGACACACAUUUCGUUCAGUGUCCUUCUGUACCUCUUCAUAAGUUCUGUUUCCCAUGCUCGAGAGAAAGUAUCAAACGUCAAGGAGCGGGUUCGGAGGUUUAUUGUCCGAGUGGCGAAAAAUGUCCUCUGGCUAAUAGCAACGUGCCGUGGGCGUUCAUGCAAGGAGAAAUCGCAACUAUUCUAGGAGAAGAUUUCAAUAAAGUUAAAAAGGAACGAGAUACAUAAUGGAUGCCGAACCUUAACCAAUGAGACACGUCUUCCUGUCGUCAAGGUUUUUUCAACGUGGUGCAGACGUGAUAUUCUGCACUCAUAUUUGCAUCAGACAGGUGGUCCGAGGCGUAUUCGGUAUUUGCGAUAUUCGAUAUAUCGUUGCGAGAUAAUAUAAUUUUUUCCAACUUUAUACAUACCUCCAGAGAAUCGUCGCGUCGCGUCGUCGCACGGAUCGCAGUCGCAGACCGCAGAGCAAUUUGUCUCCAAUGUUACUUGUAUGUAGAAUGAUGGCCUUACUGGCGCUGGAAUAGCGCUAAUCUAAGUACGGAGGCGAACAGAUCGAAGUCUUUAGCCAACGUAAGAGGAUCUUUAUAUGCGUUGCAUUUAUGUAAAUACCUGUAAAUUUUUACCUGCUUUUGCCCGCCUUCUCUCCUCUCCUCCUCUCUUUGUCAGUUGUUGAAAAGUAGUGUGUAAAUUCGAUUUGAUAUUCAUUUUUUCCUUAUUUAUGUACUUUUUGUUACAAAUUGGCGUUUUAAAAUCAAAAAUGUAUUUUUAAUUUACAUACUCUCGAUCAUGGUAUUUUUACGAUAAUCGACGCUUGAUAUUUUUAAUUCUAUUCUUCCUUCCUCUCUUCUCUCGCUCUUUCUCUGUCUUUGUAUAGUGUGUAUUUAUUUAAUACGCGUAUUUAUUCGAUUAUUAUGUUGUUACCAAAUAUGAUAUCAAAAAAUGAUCAGUAUUGGUAUAACAUAAAACGGUUCCAUGUUUUAUUACUAUUUUUCUUUGUUGAACAAAUUCGAAUAUUUUGUUUUAUUCAACGGAAGUUGAAAGAUUUAAUUUAUUUUAUUUUUUACCCAUUAACAAUAAUUUGGCAACGUUGUUUGCAAUAUUUGAAAAAAUUCUAUCUUCUCAUUCUUUUUCGUUGUCACUAAAAUGCUGCUAAAAUUAAUCUGCGAUUCUCCGAAAUUGUUCCUGAUGAUUCGUCUAGCAUUUAGAUCGAAUGCAAAUGAAUUGAUUCGUAAAAAAAAUUCUGAGUUUGAGGCGCUUUUCAUCUGCAGUAUUGCUAAUCAAAAUUCAAUAGAAAUGUGAGCUUUUUGUUGAGAACGAUUUUAAGAUGAUUCAGACUUUUUUUUAGGAUGAAGAUUUUAAUAAUGGGCUAGUUUUAACCUAAGAUUUUGAAUUCGUGCUUGAUAAAUUUUGACCAAAUUAAUUUCUGAAAAAUGCUUAGAAUUUGUAUGUUUUUGAAAUCUAGUGAAAAAAACACAAUAGGUAUUUGGAAUUACUGGAUUACCUAUAAUCCAUUCAUGUAGAAAAAAUUCUGAAAAAUCGAAGAAGAUCUGAAAUACAAUGUUGCCGAAUGAUGAAAUGAAUAAAGUUGGAAAAAUUUUUACGGGUGUAUUUCUAUAAAUCGAAACAAUCACAUAAUUACGCGAAACGAAGCAAUCAUACGCGAGUAAUGAUCGUAUAUAACGCGAACUUCGAAAUUCAGCGAGUAUCCGAUUGAAGAAUGUAAUUUUAAUUUUAUACUUUAUUCUGGGCAUUGUUACCAUAUUUUUUAAUAAUUCCUCCCGUUGAUAGAGACGACGGAGCGGCGAUGGUAUCUCAACAUUAUAUCACUGCGUUCAUAGCUCGUUAAUGAACUUUUUUUAAAAAUUUUUUUCUCGAGUAAAAGGUUGAUAGUUCGAAAAUCAUCCACUCGAAAGAAUUUUACAUUUUUAUUGUGUAUUGGUAACUCUGCCCUGGCGGAUAUAUAUUAAUAUAGGUACUCGAUGAUGAUAUUUUUCUUGUACUUAAUUAUUACAAUUGAGAAUUGCGAACCUCGAUAUUAUUAUUUUUAUUGUACGAAGAUCGUCGACAAUAUUUUACGCUCUAGUCGAAAAAGACGACCGAGAAUUGGUGAAAUGUUUCACCUAAAUCGCCGCAAUGGCGUUUUUUGAUCGGUCAUCAUAAUAUAAUACCUAUGUAUAAUGUGUAGUAUCGAAAUAAUAAACUUUGUACCUAUAGGACCAAAUUACCAUACAAGCCUUUUACAAGUAUUUUUUACGAGGUAAUUUUUAAAAGGGCGGAAUUUUUACCUUUUUACAUUGCGCUAAGUAAUUUUUUUUUGUUGUUUUUGGAAGAAGAAAGUGCGCACGUAACUGCGUACCUAUAUAUAAUACAUAAUUUAGAUCGCGGCGCAUAUUCGCUAAAUGGGCUGUACUAGUUAGUAUAAACAUAACGGUAUUUUCGAAGUACAAAAAUUAUUACACUAUAUUUGCAUUUAUCAUUUUAUUAAUGUACUGUGAUAAUGUUGAUACAAAUGCCAUACGCGAUGUAGUUUCUGGAUACUGAUAUUAUUAUCUAUUUUGGCCUUUUUUCCUAUUAUUAUUGUAAGCCAACUUGUAGAAUUUUUUCGUUUUCAAAUUGUAGAACGCGAGUGUAAAUUAGGAAUUUUUAAAUAUUACUUUUUUUUACUAUGCGCAUUAUUUUAAACUAAUGUUUUCAUGCUUUUAAGUAAUUGUUUUUUCCUCCUUCUUGAUUAUAAAAAUAAUGAAAAAUUAAAAUAACAAGAUCUCCUUUUUAUUUUUAUUUAUUGUUUUUACGGUAAAUUAAAAACAAUAAAGGUUCAUAUCUA
Planococcus citri (citrus mealybug) is the source of this 5086-nucleotide messenger RNA. Its product is annotated as interferon regulatory factor 2-binding protein-like A. Gene Ontology annotation, biological process: regulation of transcription by RNA polymerase II. Gene Ontology annotation, molecular function: transcription corepressor activity. The transcript is spliced from 6 exons. The record is from RefSeq and is a predicted model, not a curated record. Lineage: Eukaryota; Metazoa; Arthropoda; Insecta; Hemiptera; Pseudococcidae. The coding region runs from base 796 to 2490 and encodes 564 amino acids. Gene Ontology annotation, cellular component: nucleus.